AUGUGCUCUUCUGGUUCUCAAUCCUUGCACCUUCAACCGCCCGCCGUGGCUCGCGUCGGCGGCAUCCGUAUAGACCUAGCAUGCUAUCAUAGUUUGGUCGGUAGCAAUGUAACACCGUACUUUUCCUCUUUCUCUCUCGCCCAACAGGGUUAUGUACCCCUGUUGAAGAAAAAAGAGCAGAAGAAAAACAACGCAUGUUCCAUGUGCAAUCCGUCCAGCUCCCUUCCUCCCACUCAUCUUUCCCCCAACCUCCAACAUGUCUUCUCUAUCCGGCAAGACCAUAGCCAUCACCGGCGCCCCGCCUCGGGCAUCGGUCUCGCAACCGCGAAACUCCUCGCUCGUCAGGGCGCGCGCCUCUCCCUCGCCGACAUCCAGCAAGACCGGCUCAGCGCCGUGGCGGACGAACUGCGAUCCUUGAACAGCGGAGAAAGAGCGGUUGAGGUGCUCACGAGCGUCGUCGACGUGCGGGACCGCUCCCAAGUCGACGACUGGAUGGCGCGCACGAUCUCGCACUUCGGCGGGGGCGCGCUCGACGGGGCGGCCAACCUGGCCGAUACAGCGGGGGUGCUGAACUGCGUGCGCGCGCAGCUGAAGGUGAUCAGGCAGGGCGACGGCGGCAGGAGGGGCGGAGGCAGCAUCGUCAACGCGUCCAGUCUGGCCGGCCUGACGGGCUUUGCCAACCACGUCGCCUACUCCGCCAGCAAGCACGCCGUCAUUGCCAUCACCAGGUGCGCGGCCCAGGAGGAGGGCGCCAGGGGCGUCCGGGUCAAUGCUGUUGCUCCCGGCGCCAUCGCCACACCGAUGCUCGAGCGCAUGGACCAGGCCUUUGGACAACGUCUCCCCGACCGAUGCGCCCUGGCGCGGCGCGGCGACGCCGACGAGGCCGCCCAGCUCAUCUGCUUUCUGCUCGCCGACGAGAGCUCCUUCGUCACCGGCGCCGUGUAUCGGGUCGAUGGCGGGUGGAAUGGCUGA
Molecule: messenger RNA, 972 nt
Organism: Endocarpon pusillum Z07020
Lineage: Eukaryota; Fungi; Ascomycota; Eurotiomycetes; Verrucariales; Verrucariaceae
Exons: 3
Coding region: 1-972 (323 amino acids)
Molecular function (GO): oxidoreductase activity
Source: RefSeq, a predicted model, not a curated record